CUUUAUUAUUCGGUCCCACUAACCCACAGAUUGAUGUCAUGACUCUUUUAUCUUCUCCAUUAUUGAUGUCUUCCACAUGCUUCUCAGUAAAGUGCUCCAAUUCUCACAUCAUUCUUUUAUAAAUGUCACUUGUUAACCAUCGUCGACUGCUAUCCUUCUUCCACAUUCCGUCCUUGUACCAAAAGCUAAAGCUGUCGACCACAUGCUUUCCUUUACAAUUUUGUGUCUCUUCCAUAGAUGAUCCCGUUGUAUUCCACAUGCUUUACUUGAUGAAAUGGGUCCACCUAUCACCGGAUUCCAGGUCUCUUCCACUGAGUUUCAGACACAAAUCACAAACUAGUUCUCUUCUUAUAACUAUGAUUUAUAGAUCUCGAUGUCUUUCCUUUCAAGUUCAACCAUCUUUCCCUCAAAAUAGCCUUCAUGCCUUGACUAUAUUAUAUAAUCACUUGAAACACACAGAAACAUCUUAAGACAAACUUCAUCUAGAACCAUUAAUCUUAUUAAGAAUAUUACUCUUUUAGAGAAUAUUGUUCAAUACAAAUCGAGGAUCACAAUUUCAUCCUUUGUCUUCCACAUGCUUCUCACUACCAGGUGCUCCACUUCUCACGUUAUUCCAUACUUUUCCUUUAUAAAUGUCACUUCUUAUCAUCGCCGACUCCAUUUUCCUUGUACCAGAAGGUAAAGCCCUUGUUCACAUGCUUUCCUUCACAAUUCCACGAUUCUUCCACAAAUGAUCCUCCGUAUUCCACACGCUUCCCUUGAUGAAAUGGAUACACCCUAUGUCUCAAAGAGCAAACCCUAAAUGCUUAUCUUCUUAUUUUCCUCCCCUGCUUCGAACUCUUCUCUUACUCAAACUUAGUUCUUAGCUCUUGCCCUCGCUCAAUAACCGAGCCUUCUUCCAGCCUGUUUUCAUUGAUUUUUUAUCACCGCUCCUCUGUGUUCAAUUAAAUCUAUUCCCAUGGCGUCUAGUUCUACCUCUUCUGGUCAAACAGAGAGGGAGCCUGCAAACAGUUAUACCACUGGCCGUAUCCCAGAGAAUGAGAGUAUGGGUGCUUUUAAUGAAAUUGCACCAUCUGCAUCUACGUCCUCAACACUCAUCCGAAAGCCGUCUUACGAUGUAUUCAUCAAUCAUCGCAGACCAGAUGUCAAAAAAACCUUGGCCACCAGGAUCUAUAAUGUCCUCGGCAACAUGGGGGUGACAGUUUUUUUAGAUUCAAAGGAAUUGGAAUACGGCGAUUUCUUGCCAGCAACAUUAGAAGCAGUAAUCCGCAGUGCUACACUUCAUCUAGCAAUUUUGUCAAAGAACUAUGCAGAAUCACCUUGGUGUCUGGCAGAGCUCUCGUAUAUGCUUAAAAGUGGCGCCAAGAUAGUUCCCAUCUUCUACUAUGUAGAUACUACUGAUCUCAGAUAUAUAGGUGAAAAGAAAGGAAUGUAUGUUGGUGCCUUUGACAAGCAUGAAGAGAAACGUCGAUAUAGCCGAGAAAAGCUUCAGGAGUGGAAAGAUGCACUCUACAAAGUUUCAUUUUACAGUGGUGAAAUUGUCAAAAACAAAGCUGAUGAGAGGAGGCUGUUGAAGAAUAUUGUGAAUAUUGUACUGAAAGAAAGGCGCAAUGUGCCAUUAGUAGUUGCAAAACAUCCGGUAGGUCUCCAUGAAACAGUAGAAGACUUUGAAAAUAAAUUUGCUGAGUGUGAUCAGGAUGUACAGAUUGUGGGUAUUAGGGGGAUGGGUGGUUCGGGUAAGACCACACUUGCCAAAGAAUUGUACAAUAAAAAACGAUCAUCCAUGGAGAGAUCCAGCUUUAUUUUUGACAUUAGAGAAGCCAAAGAGGUGUUACUAAAAAAACAGAUUGAAGUCCUCAAAGACCUUGGUGGGAAUGAAACAUUUGACAAUGUAGAGCAAGGUAAGGAAAUUCUAACAAGGCAUUUGAAAUCUUUUAGGGUGCUCAUUGUUAUGGAUGAUGUGGAUCAUGCCGAUCAAUUGGAUGCUCUCUUACCUGCAAAAGACAGCCUUCCAAGUGGUAGUAUCAUCAUUGUUACAACACGGGAGCGUGAAGUUCUUACAUCCUGGGACAUAUCCUCGGUAUAUAAAAUGAGAACAUUAGAUCCAUUUAAUGCUACACAACUAUUUUGUUGGCAUGCUUUUCUACAAGCUUUGCCCCUUGAUGGAUUUGAGGAACUUGUUGAAAAGUUUGUAGAGGCUUGCAAUGGAUUGCCCCUGUCUCUCAAGGUAUUUGGAGGGCAAUUAUAUGGAAAGUGCCACAAAAAAUAUUGGGAGUUUCUAUUUCAUAAGGUCUCUAGAUUAUUGCCUAAUGAUAUCAAAAAGAAACUCAGAUUAAGCUAUGAUGGUCUUGACCAUGAAGAGAAAGAGGCAUUCCUUGAUAUUGCCUGUUUCUUUAUUGGUAAAGAGCACAAUUUGGCUAUUGAAGUCUGGGAUGGAUCGGGUUGGAGUGGUUUGCACAUCUGGGAAAGGCUUUUCAAUAAGUGUUUGGUUGAGCUUGACAGUGAUAAUUACAUAAGAAUGCAUGACCACUUAAGAGAUCUUGGAUGGGAAAUAGCAAAGCAGCAUCAGCCCUACCGGCUUUGGUUGCCCCAACAGAUUAUUAAUUUUGACAAACAAACAAAGAAAAGAAGUGGAAUUCGAGGAAUUAAGGCCGCCUCAAGUGGAAUAAAAGAGCAGUUGUUUUACGUAGAGGAACACAAACCUGAUUUAAGCAGAAAAUUUUUGUCGCUCACACCCUAUUUAGUAGGACUAAACCUUUUAGAGAUUGAAGGAGAUUGUUUUAGUCAAAUAAUCCAUGAAAUAUCAAGAAAUCUGGUCUGGCUUCACUGGUCCAAUAUUGGGCAGAGAAAUCUUCCGGCGCAUCUUUCAUUGGAAUCUUUGCGGGUUUUACAUCUUGACGAAAUAUCACAUCACUUAGAAGAGUUGUGGGAGGCUGAGAGUGACGCCCCCCUACAGUUAAGAUAGAAAUCACAGGUAGCAGCAAAGUUAGGAGUCUGCCAGAAGAAAUUUGCCAUCUGCAAUUGCUGGAGCAUCUCACAUUAGCGGGUUGUGCAAAGCUAUCAUCACUACCAAAUAGUUUCGGCGAUUUGGCAAAUCUGCAAUAUCUAGAUUUGUCUAGUUUCAUUUCUCAUUUUGAGUAUGCACUUCAUUUAAACUG
Molecule: messenger RNA, 3158 nt
Organism: Cryptomeria japonica (Japanese cedar)
Lineage: Eukaryota; Viridiplantae; Streptophyta; Pinopsida; Cupressales; Cupressaceae
Product: disease resistance protein Roq1
Exons: 5
Coding region: 959-2965 (668 amino acids)
Biological process (GO): defense response; signal transduction
Molecular function (GO): ADP binding
Source: RefSeq, a predicted model, not a curated record